This is a messenger RNA of Ostertagia ostertagi, 297 nucleotides long. NCBI's taxonomy places the organism in Eukaryota, Metazoa, Nematoda, Chromadorea, Rhabditida, Trichostrongylidae. The record is from the annotation of a GenBank genome assembly.
AUGGAUGGAAUAGGCAUGGCCGUCGGUUCGUUACUGUGGAAUACAGUAACAUGCAUCAUUGGCUGGGCUGUAUCCCGAUUUGGAUUAUUCGGGAGCCUCAAAAAAGUGCCUUAUGAUAAUGUAAUGAAUAUCAUCGGAGUCGUCGUCGUAUGUAUUGGAGGAUGUUUCUUUGCAACGAUCAAGCACCAUCCAAUGACGCCUCGGCCUGCUCCUUGGCAAUUGUCGCUAAUGCGAGAUGGCAACGCGUCAAAGCCCGAACAAGAAAGGACGGUUCCCACAUCAACAAGAAUAACGUAA